Molecule: messenger RNA, 8337 nt
Organism: Leptidea sinapis
Lineage: Eukaryota; Metazoa; Arthropoda; Insecta; Lepidoptera; Pieridae
Product: probable Rho GTPase-activating protein CG5521
Exons: 18
Coding region: 365-3334 (989 amino acids)
Biological process (GO): positive regulation of GTPase activity; regulation of small GTPase mediated signal transduction
Cellular component (GO): nucleus; cytoplasm
Molecular function (GO): GTPase activator activity
Source: RefSeq, a predicted model, not a curated record
CAGUGUAAUAAAACUACUCAUAAAUGGUUUUGUUUCAUGAGAAAUAUACUAAGUUAGAACUCUAUCAACUCAAUUACAAAAACGCGUGUGAGUGUGGCUAUAUAUUAUGUGUAUUAAAAAUAAUAUAAUUGGUACUUAAGAUGCCGUGUUGCAAUUUGAGAAGACUCCAGAAACAUAUUUUUAUUUAUGGAGUGUUUGGCCCUAGAAAAAUAUAAAUAUUAUUUUGAGUGUAAUAAUUUCAAGUUAUCAGUUGAUAUCUCGUAACAUUUGACAGAUGGCGAAAUACGAUAUUUUACAAGGCUGUUAUCUCGUUCAUUGAUUCGUUCUGUGUUUAUUGUUCAAACUGCGCGGACAGUGUUAGUGUAUGGUGCUGCUCAGGUUGUGCGAACUGUUGUCCAAUACAAAACUAUUUAAGGACUGCCAAUGCGAAAGAGGGCCAGGAAGAAGAAGGCUUCUGCGGAGGCUGCGGAAGAGAUGGAUAAGCGCGAAUCAGGCGCUCAAUGGGAACACGGAAAUACAUGUUCCGUUCAAUCUGGUGGCCGGCUGGUGUUUGGAGGCGGAGGCAUUACCACCUUCACAUAGGGCGGGAAAGUUACUGGCGCUGAGGCUUCUGUGCGAGUCGACGCAGGCGCAGGGCCCGGGGGCACCUUCCUCCUGCAACAAUCGCCUGCACCUCGCUCACUUGAACUUAUACCAAAGAGCUCUUCAUCAUGGUUUGACGGGCGAAGAUCGUUCAGUAGUGGAUGUACUAGUAGAGUAUGCAGCCCCGCGCUAUCUCUCACUUGCAUUAGACGGUUACUCCUUGUUGCUUCUUGACUUCGUUCACGCUUCUACUGUCGUCCUCAACUCUUCAGAUAUGGGACCCUCCUGUCCUCGAACGGCAGCCGUCACGUUUCUUGGAUCCCUGCUGUCUCUCCCUGAUAGCUUGAUGAGUGCGCCAAUGUUGCAACCCUAUCCUCACCAGUACAACACUGUGUCUUGUCCAGAUCUUAAGGAGCACGUGCUCAACAUAGUGGUGCGCGUGUGUCGGCGGGAGGGCGCGGCCGCGGCCCGCUGCGCCGGCGCAUGCGGCCUGGCGGCGCACGUGGCGCACCAGCUGGCGACGCGCACGCAGUGUCCGCGCCUGCCCGCCUACGUCACGUGCCUGCUGCGGAUGAUGACAAUGAAAAACAAAGUAAUUGCCAAAGUUGUUAGUGAUGCUGUAUUAGUAUUAGCCGAUUAUACCGACCGGAUUGUAGAGAUGUACCCGGGGCUUAUAGAGAAAAUCAUAAUUUGGUUAUGCGCAUGUCUCGCGCAAAUAUCAUCAGCAAGCAGCAGCAAUUCAGUGAAGCCGUUGGCUGGCUCGCUGUUGCUAUGUCUGGCGGAGUUUGCCGUCCGCUGCGGACCAGCGCUGCUCCUCAAAGACCAACCAAACACCCCGCUGCUCAUCAUAUUCAAGGUGUUAUAUGCUGUAAUGAACGGUACCAAUGGGUCAGACAUCGAAGGUCUGACGCUGCCGGAGGACGAAGACUUCGACCCCAAUAUCCAGCUGGAUAACCUCGGCCCCAAGUCCACUCCAGCUUCUAAUAUUGACGUCAAACUGUGGGCCCAAACGAUAUGUUCCCAACUGGUGGUGCACCUGGGCCACUGGCCGCUGUGGCCCGGCUGCCAGCUGUCGUCGGGCGUGUGCGAGCAGCACGACAGCGUGCCACCACUGGGCAGCGACCUGGGGGCGGCCGUACUGUCUGCGCCGCACGUCCAGCUCAUGAGGAUCAGCGACACCACGCUCGCUUCCUUCGUGGAGCUGCCCGCGCUCGACCAGCCCCACGCCGGCACCACGCCAGGUCUGAUGACAUCGGAGCGGCAAGUGCGCGUGAUACUCCGUGACAUCACGGGCAAGGCGUGUUGGGACGCGUCCGCUCUGUACUACGAGCCUACCGCCCUCGACCGGCCCUCCACCUGCCAGCCCGACGUCGAUGACCCGCAGCCCCUACCCGAUGUUGUCGAUAGUCCAAGAGAUAACACGCUGUCGUCAUUACCACCGCCUCUACCGCCAGAUAUGUUGCCGGACUACAAAAAUUCACCGCCCGAUAAACACCAAUUGGAUCAUGUUCUAGCCUAUAUAGGCCACACGUCUCCGGAAGUGACGUGCGGUAGAAGACUGGAUGAAGUCGGCCCCUCGCCGCUGCCGCCUGGUGCAGAAGACGAGCUCGUAUGUGCGCUUGUGGCACAUCGGAACGCAGAGAGAAGCUACCUGCAGAACAAAGAGAGGGAGGUAGAAGAUUACCCCGUGGUGUGUAGUUCACACCCGGCCGCAGAGAAGGAUGAGCAGGUAUUCGCGGUGUCACGGCAGCUGAUCACCCAACUGGGUAUCCUGGCGCCGGCACGACGUGCGCACGCGCAUCUGUUGCGACGGAGUGACAGGCUGCUGCGCGAGCUGAGGAACCUGGACGCGCAGAGAUGCCGCGAGACCCACAAGGUGGCGGUGAUCUACGUGGGCAAGGGCCAGGAGGGCCGCAACGAGAUCCUGUCGAACCGGUGCGGCAGCCCGGCCUACGAGGCAUUCCUGGCGGCGCUCGCGUGGGAGGUGGAGCUGGAGAGCCACGUGGGCUUCGCGGGCGGGCUGCGGGGCGGCGGGGGCGGCGGCUCCACCGCGCCCUACCUCGCCACGCUCACACUCGAGGCGCUCUUCCACGUGGCCACCCGCAUGCCCGCCGACACACCUGACGCUAUCCUCAACAAGACCCGGCACCUCGGCAACGAUGAAGUACACGUGGUGUGGAGUGAACACUGGCGUGCGUACAAGAGGGACACCCUUCCUACGCAGUUCUGUGACGUGCUCAUCGUGCUGUACCCGCUGCCGGGCGGCCUGCUGCGAUGCACCGUCUCCAGGAAACCAGACGUGGGCGUAUUCGGUCCGCUGUGGGAGGAGUGUAUCGUCCGCGUGAGCUGCUGCGCCGCCCUCGUGCGAGGCGCGGCCUUCGCAGGCGGGCGCGCCGUGCGAGCCACCAUGCCGCUGUACCAGCACGCCUGCAGCGAGCGGGCGCGCGACCUGGAGCACCUGCGGGCCGCGCACACGCUGCCCGCCACCUUCGAGCACUUCGUGACGCGCGUGCGGGACCCGCUGCCCGCACCGUCCGCGCACUCCACCGGCGACACGCCACCAGAUCAGAGUAGCGGUCGCCUAGCGAAUGCGCUACUCGACCACGGCACGACCACGUGGCCGAGCGAGCCACAAACAAUAUCGCCGCGACCAAUCAAACGUCUCGGACCGUUCAAGCGACCGCUGCAGAACGCUCCCUCGCAGAACUCCCAGGUGACUCACCCGCAGCCGACGCCCAGGAGAAACAGAUAAGCAGUAUUACUACAACUUAAUAAUAGUAUAUUAUGAAACAGGUGGGCUAAGUUGCUUAUUGUACACGAGGCUGUGGGUUGCACUUAUCGUAUAUCAUCAUCCGAGUGUCUAGUGAGUUACUCACGAGUUUCAUACGCAUUUUUUCAACACACUUGCGAGUAAAAAACAAACAUGUUUCGCAUAAAUCGUUCAAACAAAAUAUAAAAGGAGGAUGGCGAGAAUGCAUAUAUUUUGGGACCCACUGAAAUAUGUGGCGUAGGUACAUUAUGGAAACUUAUUAAUAAUUGUAGAACGUAACAAAACUAAGAAGAAAGCAAAUGGUUAGUAAGUCUAAAAAAGUGGGAGAUAAAAGAUAAAACUAAAAGUAAAAUAUAACCUAAAAUUAUUAAUCCAUAUCUAUCGUUCAAUCCAUUAUUUGUAUCUUAUGUCUAUGCCUAAUUACUGUCUGCUUGAAUAUAAUAUAAUAUUUAUGUGGGAGGUUGACCAGCAGCUAACAAUUGACGAUUCACAAUUCAUUCUUUUUUCAAGCAGGUAUCGAAUCUUUUAAAUAUACCUACCGAUUUUAGUAUCAAAAACGAUAAUAAUCUUAUUGAAUCUGUAAUUCACAAUCAUUGUGAAUUGCUGAUUUGAAUAGGUAUUGAUAGUUUCAUGGUGUCGGAACAUCCAUAUAAAAAUGACUGUCAUGUCAAAAAAAUGUAGAUGUCAAUAAUCAAUUGCGUAAAACGUUCCGUUAGUGCAAGAUGACCUAUUUUUUAAUAAAUUAUAAUUAUUUAUAUCUUUUGACUCCCAUAUCUUAGCGCCUCAAUAAUUUUUGUAUAAACAUCUUAUAAACUUAUGUUUAUAAUUAAUAUAAACUUGUACUUGUACGAUGCUUCCUUAAUUUUUAAAUUAUGAUGGUCCAUUCUCGCCAUCCGCCUUUACAGGAAAUGGAACGCAAGGUUUUUUUUUUAAGCACGCGCCUUAUGUAAGGUGACUGAUUACAUAUAGCCAUACAGCCUAAUUCAAAAAUAAUUUAAGUGAUAAAACUCAUAAAACCUCUUUUUUGUUAAAAAAAAGGUGUAUUACCUUAGGUACUAACUUUGUAGGGAUAAUUCUAUAAUGCACGUGUGUGUUAUAGUUCGGUUUAUGGCUCUAAUAACGAUUUAAUAAGGCUCACUUUACGAGCAAGUGUGUAGAAAAAUAUUUUACUUUGAUUUGAGGAGAUACAAUCAUGUUUCUACUAAGAUUGAAUAUUAUUACUACAAGAUGAGAUUAAACAUACUUAGGUCAUAUUGUAUUGUUAGUAAUGUCACUCAGCAUAAAAGCGUCAAUAUUGGAAGUAUUAAAUACAUAUUACUUAUUCUUUUUUAUAUUAAUUAUCAAGUAUAUGAAAGACUAAUAAAGUUUACUUACAUGAUAACAUGUAGGUAUUCUGACAAUAGUUUUUUUUAAAGAUCAUAAUAUAUAAUAUAACAUAAGUUUUAUUUACAUAGUAUUUAUUUUAAUAAAAUAAAACAUUCAUUUAGUAUGCGACUUAAGUAUCUAUUGGUAGACCAGUGGGAGGCUCCUUUGCACAGGAAGCCGGCUAGAUUAUGGGUAACACAACGGCGCCUAUUUCUGCCGUGAAACAGUAAUGUGUUAACAUUACUGUGUAUCGGUCUGAAGGGCGCCGUAGCUAGUUAAAUUACUGGCCAAAUGAGACUUAACACCUUAUGUCUCAAGGUGACGAGCGCAAUUAUGGUGCCGCUCAGAAGUUUUGGGCUUUUCAAGAAUCCUGAGCGGCACUGCAUUGUUAUGGGUAGGGCGUAUCAAUUACCAUCUGCUGAACUUCCUGCUCGUCUCGUCCCUUAUUUUCAUAAAAAAAUAGACGUGCGAUUGUAAUUUGACACAAGACAGAGGAGGCAACGUAAUAAUAUUGAUUAUAAUAAAGAAUAAAGAGAUUCUUAGUGUAAUGAGAAAUGACUUAAUGAAAUUUUAUGUACUUAAAAAUUGUAAAUUAAGUUUAAUAUUAUAAUAGAUGGUUAAUGCAUUUAAUUUAUUACUAGUAAGUAUCUGCGCCUUAACAAUAACAUUUACUUAUAAAAGUGGUGAAACAUGUCAAACUUCGAGUUAUAGUCAUGUACGUAACUGUUCAUUGAAUUAUUUUCGGUAAUAAAUGGAAAUUGCCACAUCCUUAGAUUAAAGAUUGGUCUCCGCUACGCUCCAACUAGAUUCCGUACUACCUAAGAACAAUAGCUUUUUUUAUUACGGCAACUAUUCGAUGCUUGCGUGCGACCCGGCCGGCAUUUUAGUUUCAAUUAUUAGCACAGUUUAACAGAACAUAUGGCACCUCAACGUCAGACAUCGUUCGAGACUGGCUCGAGUAUGCCGACUUGGGCGUAGUAUUAGUUUCCGCAUUUUGUGACUACGCCUGCGGUAUCUAGUUGGAUCUUGUUAUCGUAGUGGAGACCAAUCCUUAAUCUAAAGUCAAAUCAUUGUUGUAAUUUGCAAAAACAUGGCUUGUGUAUAGAAUAAGUAUGUAUAUUUGGUAUUAGAUACUGUUAAUACAAAAUGUACAUCGUAAAUGCCACUUUUUAUCGAUUUCUGUUUAUCUGGUCAUAAAGCAGAGAUAAUUUCGGACUUAUGACAUUUCUGCCAAUUAUAAAAUGCGCUACCGACAUGUGCGUAAGGUCAUUGACCGAAUUUCUAUCUGCUUCGCGACCACAGAUGAAUUUGAAAUAAAUGAUAAACUAUAUCAUGAAAAUGAGGUAAUGAGUGUACAUAGUAUGUGAACUACUUAUAGAGCUUUAACUGUUAUAGUUUUACAAUAUUGAAAUAUUAUUUAUUUUAUAUAUAAUAAUAAAUUUAAGUGUUUCUAAUAAAUUAUGGCUCUAAACUUAUUAAAACGUUUUACCUCCAACUAAGUAUCAGUGUGUUAUAUUUUGUUAAACUGUUUGAUAGAUCUGUGUAUUGUAAGAUUUUUUGUUUGAUUAGUAAUAUUAAUGUUAUUGUAUCUGUUCUAUGUUGGACUCAGGAUUAUAUUAUGUCUCCCACAUUGCUGCUAAGAAUAUAAAUCGGAAAAACUUACUGGAACAAAGUAGUACAUACCUAUUACCUAUUAUGUGUUAGGUACCUGUUAUUUACAAAAGAGGAAGAUAAUUUGUUUCUUAUUAAUAUUAUUUGAUUAUUAAUGCAUUUGUUCAGAAAGUUGUAUUCAAUUUGUUUGCUUUGUAAUCUUUGUAAAUCUCAGAUGUAAAAACAUCAUUCAAAUCUAAAUUACUUCUGUUAAAUUAUUCUGGGGGAUUCCAAAUUUUAAUUUAAUACUAGCUGACCCAGCAAUACAACAUAUUAAAAAAAUGUAUUAUUUAAAUUUUGAUGCAACCUAUUCUCAGACCUACCAAAUAUAUCGUACUACAAUUAUUGUAUUCGAUUGCCAUCUUGCAACCCUAUAUCGGUUUGGUGGAUGGAACAGAAUAAUAUAAAAAUCGUGUUACAAAAAUAGUUGUACCUACAUCGUAGUAGGGUGAAAAUUUAAAUUUGUAGGUGUUUUUCAAUGCUGAAUCAUAUAAUAUUUUAUAAUAUAAAUAAAAAAAUUGGCAACAAAUUUAAAAAAAAAUUGGGGUGGAGUACCCUUAACAUUUAGGGUGAUGUAAAAUAGAUAGUAGCCGAUUCUCAGACCUACUGAAUAUGCAUAUAAAAUUUAGUAAAAAUCAGUAAAGCCGUUUCGGAGGAGUAAGGUAACUAACAUUGUGACAUGAGAAUUCUAUAUAUAAGAUUAUAUCAAUAUGAACUUAUUUUACCAGCACUCUACCUAUGUUAAUUCAUAAUGGCCUGUUAAAAAGGAGCUGGGAUUCAAGGACAAAAUACAGGAAUAUGAAUAAUAGAGCCAACAGGGACUCGAGACACUAACAUAGAUUCAGUUUCAUCUUAUUGAUCAGGUCAUAAAUAUUCCAAGAAAUGUACUUACUUUUAAAAUAUGAAAUUCUUGUGAUAAUGUUUUGUCGAAUAUCUAUCGAAAAAACCUUGUCUUUUUAAAAAGAAAAUUAUAUUUUUUUGUGUUAAUAAAACUUCUUAAUUAUUUUUGAAUACUGCUAGUAAUUAUAAUAAUGGGUACCUAUAGAAAAUUAUGUUAAGCUAUACUCAAUCAAUAAAUCCAUCAACUGAAAGCAGUCAUUGUUUUAUCAUAAUAUAAUUGAGUUCAACUUCUUAUUUAUUGCAUUCCAAGAAUGUUUCUAUAAUUUGUUUUAAGCUUUCCCUUGAGAUUAUGAAAUACACGGACUCGUAAAAAAAUAAGGACUCCGUUAUAUAACAGUGUAGCACCAAAACAAGCUGAUUAACGUGUAAAUACAUAGCCCCACGCACAUACUUACAUACUACAGGCCGAUAGGCGGCCAUUAUGAGAAUUGUCAUCGUCUGUGACAGAUCAGUUUGCGUCUCAGUUAAAUAUUUUCAAAAUGCCGUCGUGCGUUGUGAUAACGUGUAAAAACGAUACUAUAUAAGUAUUUGUGGCCAUAUAUGAUUAUUUAUGGAGAAAAGAAUGUGUAACUAGUAUCCCCCGUAACCGCACACACUAGCAUAACGGUGCUUCACUUGCUAAUAUCACGGCGCGGAGUCCUUUUUUUACUCGUCCGUGAUGAAAUAAAAUAAUCUGCUUGCAUUUUAUUUUUGUAUAUUGUUUACUAGAAGGCAUUCCAAGUACGUAACAUAUUAAUUCAUUAUGUAUACAUAUUUUUACAUUUUAACUUAUUGAAAGCAGUAUUUCAUAAACUGGAAGACUGAUGUUUUGUGUAUUGAAGGUUCAUUUAAGUAUUAAUGUAAAGAAACAUGUGACCGUCAAAUUAAAUUGAUGUUAAAUUAUAUUUUUGCAUUCAAUUCAUUGCAGUUUAAUUGGGCUUCAAAGUUAUAAUAAUAUAUAUAUAAUACAUCAGUAGGUAAUAAUUGUUGUACUAACAAAAUAUAUAUUGUUGAUUACAAUAAUUGUUAUUAAAUAAAAUGUAACCAAUUUUUAUAUGUAAAAUGUGAAUAAAAAAACCUUCAAAAUUGAA